Molecule: messenger RNA, 854 nt
Organism: Odontomachus brunneus
Lineage: Eukaryota; Metazoa; Arthropoda; Insecta; Hymenoptera; Formicidae
Product: ejaculatory bulb-specific protein 3
Exons: 2
Coding region: 239-598 (119 amino acids)
Source: RefSeq, a predicted model, not a curated record
GGAACGCGCGUCAGAAACGGUCAAGUGCACGUAUACUUCUUCUCCGUUUAGGCUUCCCUAUACCCGACGUCCACCCGACCUCCACUCGACUAUAUAAAAGCUAGAGUCGCCGCUGUACGAUCCACACAGUCGUGGAUUCUCAAUCACGGACCUUUCAAUUCUCGUCCGCAGCGUCUCAGUCAAGCUUCCGCGUCAAGAUACGCUUAUUCUUCUGCAUCGACAAUCCUUACGGAAUACGAUGAAGGGAUUUCUCUUGGUUUCGCUGGCCUCGCUGAUCGCCUUGGCCAUUGCCGCCGAAAAAUAUCCUGAGAAAUAUGACAACGUGGACGUGGACAGAAUUUUACUGAACAAUCGUGUCCUCACUAAUUAUAUUCGGUGCUUGAUGGACGAGGGACCCUGCACCGCCGAAGGUCGCGAACUGAGAAAGACAUUACCAGAUGCUUUAUCAACUGGUUGCAGCAAGUGCAACGACAAACAAAAGACUACAGCAGAGAAAGUAAUAAAUCAUCUUAAAACGAAGCGAUCCAAAGAUUGGGAUCGACUUAUCUCUAAAUAUGAUGCGAAUGGCGAAUACAGAAAGCGUUUCGAGCAAUCAUAAUUUUUUAUAUAUAUUUUAACGUAGCCAUAUCUUUUUUUUACUUAUAAAACAAUAAUCAUCACGUAAACCAUAAUUUGUUAAUUGUGAAUAUACGUCAUUGCGGAAUAGUAAUACGAUACGAUGACUUAUUCGAGUAGAAGUCGACUAGUUAUAUAAACUGAAUAACGAAUGCUUUGUCUUAAUUAGUUGUUGCUGAGUUUACACGAGUGCGACUCUAUUUCGUUUAUAUCGCAAAAUACAAACAAGUAUAACGCAA